Molecule: messenger RNA, 3579 nt
Organism: Pungitius pungitius (ninespine stickleback)
Lineage: Eukaryota; Metazoa; Chordata; Actinopteri; Perciformes; Gasterosteidae
Gene: pla2g3
Product: phospholipase A2 group III
Exons: 7
Coding region: 88-2127 (679 amino acids)
Biological process (GO): arachidonate secretion; phospholipid metabolic process
Molecular function (GO): A2-type glycerophospholipase activity
Source: RefSeq, a predicted model, not a curated record
GAGCCGGAGCCUGUUGGUCCGUCCGGAAGUCCUCAGAGAGUGACGGAGACCUCUUCUCUCAGAGCCUGUCCACUCCGACGCGCCGCCAUGACGCACGUCGCUCCUCUCCUCUGCGCCCUUCUGCUGUCCUCAUUCCUGAUCCGGGCCGCCGCGGAGACCUCCAUCCUCUGCCUCUGGACCCAAGUUCUGCUGAAUGCUGACGUGCACCGCAGUUUCCUCCGGAGAGACCCCGGGCAGGCCACUCCAUCCCUGCGCCUCUACCACGGCGCCUGGUCCGGGGAGCGCGCUCUGCUCAGCUGCGCCUGGAGCGACGACGCGGCGGUGAUCCACAACUAUUUAUCAGCGUGCCAGGAGCGCGCGCACGAGUUUUCCGGACUUCCGGUGGCAAAUAUCGACGCGGAGUCCAUGUUGGAGGCGGAUGAGCAGUGCGUCUCCUUGGACCCUCCGGUGGUCGGCGUGCGCCGAGAGCGCGCGGGGAGGUCGGUGAGGAGCAUCCGGGGACACACGGCGGCUCAUAACGAUCAAGGUGAAGCUGAGAGGUCAGAGGUCAGCAGCCAUCAGCGCGUAAAGCGCGGGUUCAUUGUGCCGGGGACUCUGUGGUGCGGUUCUGGCAACAAGGCGCCAUCAUAUGCAGAUUUGGGAGUCUUUUCAGAUACCGACAGCUGCUGCCGUGAACACGACCAGUGCCAACACACCAUCCUGUCCUUCCACUCCCAGUUCGGCGUCUUCAACAGCAACAUCUUCACCAUGUCCCACUGCGACUGCGACAGCAGGUUCCACAGCUGUCUGAUGGAGGCGGGCGACAGCAUAGCUGAUGUGGUGGGCUACACCUUCUUCAGCCUGCUGAAGAUGCACUGCUUUGAGUUCACCCACCGACUCCAGUGCACCGAGAGGAACUGGUUCGGCAUGUGUAAAGAGAGUGAAAUGGCUCUCUACGCUGUGGUGCAGCCCCCCGAGCCGUACGACUCCCCCCACCCCACAGAGCUCAGCGUCAACGGCUCCUCCACAAACACCACCGCACCCGCAGGGACGCCACCGCGGCCCACACCCUCGACGGGCUCCAGCCCAGCCCCCGUCACCCCCGUCACCCCCGUCACCAGCGCCAUCAGCCUCACCAACAUUACCACCGUCACCCCCAUCACCAACAUUACCAGCCUUACCAACGCCCCCCCCAUCACCCCCAUCACCCCCAUCACACCCGUCACCACCGUCUCCCCCUUCACCAACAUUACCACCGUCACCCCCGUCACCCCCGUCACCAGCGCCACCAGCGCCACCAGCCUCACCAACAUUACCACUGUCACCCCCGUCACCAACAUUACCACCGUCACCCCCGUCACCAACAUUACCAGCCUUACCAACGCCCCCCCCAUCACCCCCAUCACCCCCAUCACACCCGUCACCCCCAUCACCCCCGUCACCAACAUUACCACCGUCACCCCCGUCACCAGCCUCACCAACAUUACCACCGUCACCCCCGUCACCAACAUUACCAGCCUUCCCAACGUCCCCCCCAUCACCCCCAUCACCCCCAUCACCCCUGUCACCACCGUCUCCCCCUUCACCAACAUCACCAGCUCUGGCGCAUCCACGUCACACAGACUCAAGGCGCCUGAGAGAGAAAACGGGCUCAGGAACACUUUACCUGCCAGAAAACAAGCUCCGUCCGAGCUGAAUUUCACAGAGAAGCAGCCGUCAUGCACCGUCUACAAGGACCUCGAUGAGUGCAGCAACAAGAUCCCCCCCCAGCAGGAGGAACAUGGCCUCUACAACGCGGAGGCCAGGACGUUGUACCAAUGCGACUGUACCAGCAGAUUGUUCCAGGCGCUGGCUGGGCAGAGAGGACUCAGCGAAGUGCAGGCCUUGCUGCUGGGACGCGUCUCUCUGGCCUGCUUCCUGCUACCAGACUGCUCAGAAGACGAGAUAUGCUCAGCGGUUCUGGUGAGAGCAGAUCUUCCCGAGGAGGCCUGGAGGAGGAGCGGUUCGGACACGGAGGAGCGGCGCCAUCUGCAGGCCGUCCGGCUGAGGGCCGGGAGGCCCGACCGGAGGAGGGCGAAGAGGAGAGGAGGCGGCGUGGGGCUCCACAGGCUGUGCCACAGGCUGGUCCGGGCCGGACUCAGAGGGUGAAGAUCACGGAGGGUCCAAGCGGUCAAAUCUGUCAAUGAGAUUUACACUGAUUGACCCCAUUUCAGGUCUUUUUUCAUUUAAUUGCAGCUCCCCACAAAAGUGUUUUAAUUCGUCCUUACAACAUCGUCUCUGCUGUCAUUCAAUGGAAACAGGGCAAAAAUAAAGGGUUAUUAGUAGUAUGACUUUAAUAUUAGAUCACGUGGCUUACUGGAACCACCUCCCAGAGUACAACUGAGACCCCCUAAAAGGGAACAGUUGCAUCUGUGCUUUCUUGUUAGCCUGUUGAAAAUAUCUCAACAAACACUGCAUUAAUCACCGUGAGAUUUAUUACUGAUAUUCAUGGUCCCCAGUGGAUGAAUCCUUCUGAUCAUCCAGUAACUUUUCCUCCUGUGGAAGAUAUGUCAAUAACGGUCGGACCAACGACAUUACCAUCGGUUUUACUUUGUAUUCAGUGUGAGUUAACACGCUAAACCCAAAUAGUUAGCAUGGUAAACACCACCCACUGAACAUUAGCAUGUUAGCUUUGCCAUUGUCAGCAUGUUAACAUUAGCAUUUAAGCUAAAUACGACUGGACGUCAAAAUGUCUCCCAUAAAACAGUCCUUCACCUUUUGCCUGAUAUAACUAACUCCAUCAGUAGUCUCCACUCUUUAAAGCUAGAUUUGUGAAUAUUUGUGGCCUACUGUGUUCUAUGACUUGUAGAUAAAUGCAAACUAUGUUUUUAGCCAAGCUAAUUAGGAAUAACAAUUAUUAUUAACAUUAUCUUUAAUUUAGACACUUAGUGAAAUAUGUAGUUUAUGAUGUGAGAAUAAACUGUAUAUAGUUGGAUAUUUUGGGAUUUUGCAAUCCGGCUGAGAGUAAGGUCUGUAUGCUAAAUAUUAGCUACAGCAGGUUAGCUUAGCUCAGCACAAUGUCAUUUAAUAAGGAAACUGCUAGCCUGGCUAAAUGUUAAAUUAUUGUUUUUUGUCAUAUUAUAUAUGAUGUUUGAGCAGAAAUAUGAAGCUCCCCAGUUAGCCUAGCUUAGCAUAAAGUCUAGGAGGGGGCAACAUUUUUUAUUUUUACAAUUGGGUUUUUAUAAGGAUUAAAUGUGAUGUUGGCACUGUAAAUGAAGCUAGCUGGUUAGCCUUGUUUAACAUAAGGUCGCAAUAGAAACAGCUAAGAUUAAAAAGUCUCCCCAAAUUUGUCUCCCAAAAUGAACUAAAAAAGUUUUGAAAACUGUAUUUUUCCUUCCUGUGCUUUAGACAGGUGUUUCAUUAUUUAUUGUGUUGGUGUUGAGGAUGAUAUUUGACAAAAUAAAACUUACACAUUGUACAUUUAAAUUGUGGCGUUAAACUAAACAUGUCAUAUUUUCCUGCACUGUUAUUUGUCUUGUUGUCCAUCGUCUCAUAGUCUUAUUGUCCAAUACUUUGCACCAAUAAAUAUUCCUGAUUCCUGAUACUGAUUUAAAAAAGAAA